AUGAGUACGACUUAUUCAGUCCAUUCCGUGGGCUCUUAUAUGAAGGCGAUGGAAGUAAUGGUUUCAGCAGCUCAGGCAUUCCCUCAUCUAGAUACAAGCACAAUCCCUAAGGUCGAUGAGGAAUUGAAGAAGGGUACUAAGCGUAGUGAUAAUAGAAAUAAAUUGUUGGUAACUUCUCAGGAUAGGAAUGAAUGGGAUGAUAUAUUUGAAGAGUUUGCAAACCUUUCAUCUGAUAACUUACAAUCGUUGAUUACAUCCAAUCAUUCAGCUUCUAAUGCACAAGCACAAGUAUACAAAGAGCUAUUCAGACUACUUGAUAAUGUUGAUUCUGAUUUCCCUCGAGAUCAACUACUACAGCAGUUGAUCGAGUUGUUGAGGAACAAUGAAAAUACUGGAACUGCGGACCAAGAUCUCUUCGAUUACCUAGGUGCUGAAAACAUCGAGCUGAUAUCGUUUCUAAUUGAGAAUCAAGAGAUAUUGAAACACACUCCGAUUGAACAUAUGUCUAAUUCGGAUACUUACGAGGGAAACCGAUUCAUGACCGAAGAGGACAUGAGAAGACAAGUCCUCAAGAAUAGGGAAAAAGGUAAAAACGCUAAAUUGGCUACUGCACAAAGAAAAGUAAAGUAUCCACAUGUCUUUAGACAGUCGGAGGAUGCUGGAUCGUCAAUGCUUUCUUUUGCAGGUCAAAAAUUUGCAUUACCAGCUGGAAGCAUGAGAUAUACUUUCCAAACACAUGAAGAGAUAACAAUUCCAUGCGCUGUACCGAAAAGAAAAUUCGAUAUUCCAUUGGUCAAAGUCAGUGAUUUGGAUGAAUACUGCCGUAAAGUAUUCGAGUAUGAUUAUUUGAAUAAGGUACAGUCCUUGGUUUACCCGGUAGCGUACAAUACAAAUGGUAACAUGUUGAUCUGCGCUCCAACUGGUGCAGGUAAAACCGAUAUUGCUUUAUUGACUAUAUUAAAUACAAUCAAACAAUUCUCCGUCAUAAAUGAAGAAGGCGGGUUUGACAUUGAAUAUGAUGAUUUCAAAAUUAUCUACGUGGCUCCACUUAAGGCUUUAGCAGCUGAAAUCACUGACAAGUUUGCUCGUAAGCUAUCCGUGUUUGAUGUCAAGGUUCGUGAACUUACAGGUGAUAUGCAACUAACGAAGCGAGAGAUUCUUGAAACUCAAGUCAUUGUUACAACACCUGAAAAAUGGGAUGUGGUCACACGUAAAGCAAGUGGUGACAAUGACCUUACUUCAAAGGUGAAAUUAUUAAUUUUAGACGAAGUUCAUUUAUUACAUGAAGAUAGAGGGUCAGUCAUUGAAAGUUUGGUGGCACGUACUUUAAGACAGGUAGAAAGUUCGCAGACCAUGAUCCGUAUCUUAGGUUUAUCUGCUACCUUACCGAAUUUCGUAGAUGUUGCUGAUUUCUUAGGUGUAAACAGGAAUGUCGGGAUGUUCUAUUUCGACCAGUCUUUUAGGCCCAAAGCGUUAGAACAACAUUUGAUUGGUUGCAGAGGAAAAGCAGGAAGUAAGCAAUGUAGAGAAAAUACCGAUAAAGUUGCCUACGAGAAGGCCGUAGAAAUGAUGAAACUUGGUAAUCAAGUGAUGAUCUUUGUGCAUUCAAGAAAGGAUACUGUAAAAACUGCCAGAACACUUAUAAGUAUGGCAAGAGACAAUUAUGAGAUGGAUUUAUUCACAAGUAACGAUGCUUCCGUAACAAUAUUUCAAAAGGAACUUUCCAAACAUAAAGAUAAAGAUCUUAAGGAGUUAUUCCAAUCAGGGUUUGGUGUUCACCACGCCGGUAUGUCACGUUCAGAUCGUAAUAUAACAGAAAAAAUGUUCAAAAGCGGAGCCGUAAAUGUACUUGUUUGUACAGCUACAUUAGCUUGGGGUGUCAAUUUACCUGCUGAUUGUGUCAUUAUCAAGGGAACCCAGGUUUAUGACUCCAAGAAAGGUGGUUACACUGAUCUUGGAAUUUCAGAUGUUAUUCAGAUCUUCGGUCGUGCUGGUAGACCAGGGUUUGGUUCUGAUUAUGGUACUGCUUACUUAUGUACUUCAAACGACCGUUUAGAUCAUUAUGUCGACCUAAUCACGCAACAACAUCCUAUUGAAUCAAGACUAGGUGCUAAGGUUGUCGACAACUUGAAUGCCGAAAUAUCUCUUGGAACAGUCACGAACGUUGAGGAAGGUGUGAAGUGGUUAGGAUAUACUUACAUGUUUGUCAGGAUGAAACAGAAUCCUUUUACUUAUGGUAUUGAUUGGGAAGAGAUCCGAAAUGAUCCGCAAUUGUACGAGAAGAGAAGACAAAUCAUCAUAACAGCCGCCCGUCGUCUACAUUCUCUACAAAUGAUUGUUUUCGAUGAAGUUUCAAUGCAUUUCAUUCCAAAGGAUUUGGGAAGAAUUGCUUCCGAGUUUUAUUUACUUAAUGAGUCUGUCGAAAUCUUUAACCAAGUUGCUAAUCCAAGGGCUACUGAAGCAGAUGUGUUAGCCAUGAUUAGUAUGAGCAGCGAAUUCGAUUCCAUCAAGUUCAGAGAAGAAGAAUCUAAUGAAUUAAAUAAACUUCUUGACUGUGCCGUUGAAUGUCAGAUUUCUGGGGACGUCGACAGUUCACCUGGUAAGACAAAUAUUCUUCUACAAGCGUAUGUUUCUCAAAGCAGAAUUAAUGACUCUGCACUAAAUUCAGAUGCAAAUUACAUUGCUCAGAAUUCUGCAAGAAUAUGUAGGGCAUUACUUCUAAUUGGUAUUAAUAGAAGAUGGGGCACGUUUUCAAAAGUUAUGCUAGAUAUAUGCAAGUCCAUCGAAAAGAGAAUGUGGGCAUUUGAUCAUCCAUUAUGUCAAUUUGACUUACCAGAUACGAUAUUGAGGAACAUCAAGGCAAAGAACCCCAGUAUGGAAAUGCUCUUAGAUAUGGACGCUGCCGAGUUAGCAGAUCUUGUUCACAACCAAAAGAUGGGUGGGAAGUUAUAUCGUAUAAUAUCUCGUUUCCCAAGAGUAGACAUAGACGCAGAGAUUUUCCCGAUAACAACAAAUGUGAUGAGGGUCCAUAUAUCAUUAUUACCAAACUUUGAAUGGGAUUAUCAUGUACACGGCGAUGCUCAAUUCUUCUGGGUAUUUGUGGAAGAAUCCAAUCAAUCGAGUAUUUUACAUUUCGAGAAGUUCAUAUUAAACAAGAGGCAACUAAGUAAUCCACACGAAAUGGAUUUCAUGAUUCCAUUAUCAGACCCACUGCCACCUCAAGUUAUUGUCAAAGUUGUAUCAGAUACUUGGAUCGGCUGUGAAAGCGCUCAUACUAUUUCUUUCCAGCACUUAAUUAGACCUCACAAUGAAACUUUACAAACAAGGUUACAAAAACUUAAUCCGCUACCAACCUCUGCUUUGAAAAACCCAUUGGUCGAGUCUAUUUAUCCCUUCAAAUAUUUCAAUCCAAUGCAAACAAUGGUGUUCCAUACAUUAUACCAUUCCAACGUCAGUACGUUUGUUGGUUCCCCUACGGGGUCAGGUAAAACCGUCGUGGCAGAAUUGGCCAUUUGGCAUGCAUUCAGGGACUAUCCUGGUAGUAAGGUUGUAUAUAUCGCACCAAUGAAGGCACUUGUGAGGGAAAGAGUGAAUGAUUGGAGAAAAAGAAUCACUCCUGUCACUGGUGAUAGGAUAGUUGAAUUGACUGGUGAUUCCGUACCUGAUCCUCAGGACAUUAAAGAUGCAACCAUUGUCAUUACAACACCAGAAAAGUUUGAUGGUAUUUCUCGUAACUGGCAAACCCGUAAGUUUGUGCAAAACGUUUCGUUGAUCAUUAUGGAUGAAAUUCACUUACUUGCAAGUGAUCGUGGUCCUAUCUUAGAAAUGAUUGUAAGUCGUAUGAAUUAUGUUUCCUCACAAACGAAAAAACCUAUUAGAUUGUUGGGUAUGUCAACCGCUGUUUCAAAUGCCUUUGAUAUGGCAAGCUGGUUAGGUGUUAAAGGAAAUGGGUUGUAUAAUUUUCCCUCCAGUGUUCGUCCUGUGCCCCUAAAGAUGUAUAUCGAUGGAUUCCCAGAUAACCUAAACUUCUGUCCUUUAAUGAAAACGAUGAAUAAGCCGGCUUUCAUGGCCAUUAAACAGCACUCACCGGAAAAACCUGUUCUACUAUUUGUUGCCUCUCGUCGUCAAACUAGAUUAACAGCUUUAGACCUAAUUCAUCUCUGUGGUAUGGAAGACAACCCACGUAGAUUCUUACACAUAGACGAUGAAGAAGAAUUGCAGUAUUAUAUUUCCAAAGUAUCAGAUGAUACUUUAAAAUUAUCUCUUCAAUUCGGCAUUGGCUUACAUCAUGCUGGUUUGAUAGAAAGCGAUAGAGCAAUCUCGCAUGAACUCUUCCUAAGAAGUAAAAUACAAAUUCUCGUUGCUACUUCAACUUUAGCUUGGGGUGUUAACCUUCCUGCCCAUUUAGUCAUCAUUAAAGGUACACAAUUUUUCGAUGCAAAGAUCGAAGGUUACAGAGAUAUGGACUUAACAGAUAUAUUGCAAAUGAUGGGUAGAGCAGGGAGACCCGCUUAUGAUACUUCAGGUACCGCUAUUGUGUACACAAAGGAAUCAAAAAAAAUGUUCUACAAACAUUUCCUAAACGUUGGGUUCCCCGUUGAAUCAUCUUUACACAAAGUGCUUGAUGAUCACAUGGGUGCUGAAAUAGCAUCUGGUACUAUAUCGACUAAACAAGAGGCUCUUGACUUUUUGAAUUGGACUUUCCUUUUCAGGAGAGCUCAUCAUAAUCCUACUUAUUAUGGAAUCAAUGAUGAUACUAGUACUUCUGGUAUCAAUAAGUACUUAAGCGACUUAGUGAACAACACUCUUGAUAAUUUGAAAGAAUCUAGAUGUGUGGAGAUUUAUGGUACAAAUAUCUACUCAACACCAUAUUUGAGUAUCUCCUCCUAUUACUACAUUUCGCAUAAAACCAUCCGUUCGCUUUUGAAACAAAUCAACUCUAACGCAUCGUUCCAAGAUGUUCUAAAAUGGUUAUCACUUGCUGUUGAAUAUAACGAACUUCCAGUGAGAAACGGUGAAAUAAUCAUGAAUGUAGAAAUGUCUGCACAGUCAAGGUAUUCUAUCGAAUCUACCUUCAUUGACGAAUUUGAACUUCCAAUGUGGGAUCCACACGUGAAGGCUUUCUUAUUGUUACAGGCAUACCUCAGUCGUGCUGAACUUCCCAUUGUUGAUUAUCAUCAAGAUACUAUUUCGGUACUCGAUCAAUCUUUGCGUAUCUUACAGGCUUAUGUUGACGUGGCGGCCGAGCUAGGUUACUUCAACACCGUGAUGACUCUGAUAAAGGCCAUGCAAUGUGUGAAGCAAGGGUACUGGUAUGAAGACGAUCCUAUCUCAGCGUUACCUGGAGCUCAUUUAAAGAGAGACGACCGUAUCGAAUUCGGAGAUGAUGGUUGGCCAUUACCUGAUAAUGGAUACAAGAUGAGUUUAGACUCUUUAGCAAGACUUCAAGAUGACAAUGGCGCCAAGAACAAGGUGAAGAAUAUCAUGUCCAGACAGUACCAUGUUACACCUGACCAUCAAAAACGUAUGUUGAGGGAAAUAUCCAGGUUACCCAUAUUAGACAAUAUUGUGUUCACUUCUCAGACCAGUAAUGAAUCAUUAGUUCUUAAGGCCACACACCAUAACAGGGUACCUAAAGAAUUUUCAGUAUACUGUGCGAAAUAUCCAAAGACUCAAAGAGAGCUCUGGUUUGCGAUUGCAUAUCAAAACGAUGAACUAAUCAUGUUGAAAAGAUGUCAGCCAAGACUAGGACCCAAUGGAAAAGGUUUACUAAGUUUCGACUUUGUUGUACCUGAAGAUAUUCGCGGUAAAGAAUUAGAUUUCGUUUUGGUAAGUGAUGCUCUUGAUAUCAAGUACCACCUGAAGCACAAAUUGAUGGAGUAA
Kluyveromyces lactis is the source of this 5883-nucleotide messenger RNA. RefSeq names its product RNA helicase (gene SLH1). The record is from RefSeq and is a predicted model, not a curated record. Gene Ontology annotation, molecular function: ATP binding; ATP hydrolysis activity; nucleic acid binding. The transcript has a single exon. NCBI's taxonomy places the organism in Eukaryota, Fungi, Ascomycota, Saccharomycetes, Saccharomycetales, Saccharomycetaceae. Bases 1 to 5883 code for a protein of 1960 amino acids.